AUGGAAUACCGCCUGAACAUUGGUGGUAUCAGUUAAAUUAAACGUUUAAAGUACAAGUUAAGCGACCGUGGAAAGGAUCUUGAUAACCACCGCUGAAACCUUUUUAAAGAGCGCGGUAUACAUGAAUCUGCUGCAAGAAAAGUUAUUGACAAAAGGACCCAGACACGUUUUCUGACUGGCAGGUUUUGUUGAAAAUGAGAUGAUAAGACUGUUUUAUCGCCUUUUACUUUCAAUAGUCCGUAUUUUACUACUCCAGUCCACUGGAAAACAAUCCCUGAAGUACCGAAUGCUAAUUUGACGUCUGUAGGCAAUUGUGUGAAAUUUAACGACAUAUUUUGAUCGUUGGACUUUAAGGCUCGCAACUUGUCUUGAAAUUUGUGCUAAUUUUAUUUCCAAGGAAAUGCAACUGUUCCUAAGGAUUCUUUAGGUCCCCAUAAGGGCUGCUCGUUUGGCGCGUGGGACGAAGAUCCUUCAGGUAUUUGCUCUGCAAAGAUAGGGGGAGGCUGGUGGUACAGUGCUCAGACAGAAUGUGAUGUUUGUUCAAAUUUCAGUGGUGUCUUUCCGAACUGUGAAUACCCUCAACCCUUAGGUAUGAAAAACUGGAAAUAUUUAGAUUUUACCAGCCCUACAAACAGCAAUCCCACAUCUUCUUAAAUGAAAAUCAAACCAAUGGAGAAGUGAGCAUGGAGGAUAUGAGUAAAAAGGAAAAUUCAUUAAACCCACAAAAGCGUAAAAGUUAAUGGGAUUUCAAUGUUUAUGUUGUACAGUCCAAAUUUUCCUAUUGUGUUUGCCAUUACUGUUCAUUAAAAUUAAUUAAAAUUUGUCUUUUAAAACUUUCUGAUGUAAUAAUUUCCAGCCGUGUACGUCGCGGAUCGUUUCGUUAGAGUUUCGUGCACUUUAAGUUUCCCUUGCUGUCAGAUUGUUAUCUUAACAUCUCGUGCACUUUUAUAUCUGCUCAGUGUCAGAUGGUUAUGUUAGUAUCUCGCACACUUUUAGUUUCUUUGGUACCUGAUGUUUAUAUUUAUCUCGUGCACUUUUAGUUUUCCUUGGUGUUCGAUUUUUACGUUGGUAUCUCGCGCACGCUUGGUUUUUUUUGGUGUUCCAUUAGAACAAUAACUUUCGCAAUUUAUCGUGUUUUAGUAAACAGCAUGAGCAAGUUGAGCAGUCGAUACAAUGAAAUCGAUGCAACUUUUUUUUCAGUGGUUGUUGAUGUUAUUUUUACAGUGGACACAAGCAGCUCAGAAAGCCCUGGCUUAAAGAAAAAGUGAGGAUGAAAUUUAAUGUCUUAUAAAUUAGUUUAAACCUUUUUCUAGAGUGCAAUUUUGAACACGAAGAAAUUAAAAUAUAUCAAACAAAAUGAAAAUAUAAAAGAAUGCAAACUAGCCAUGUGUUUUACCAGAUGAUACAGUAUUUGAUAAUAGGAGUACUUUGGCAGAAUAUUUUGUUGUUUUAGCUAAUCUUUAGUUGGAAUGUUAUAUUUUAUUAUACAGCUUCCACAUGUACAGUUCUCAUCACAAAAUCUUAAAUAUUUUUCUGAUUUAUUGUCAGGAAGAUUAUGUAUGAUUUUACACAUUUGUGUGAGUCUGUUCUUCAUCAGUCUUUUUGCUAAUGUGACCCAUCCUAGUUCUCUAAUCAUAUCUGUUACACUGGCUAUGUCAAGGUUAGACAAGAGGAGAGAGAGAGAGUGGUGGUGGAGAUAAAGAAAUGAGUGAAGCUGAAAAGCUGAUGGAGGAGUUGGUGGAAUUGGAGAUGGAAUCUGAGAAGACAAAAGAGCAGAAGGAUGAGGCCAAGAAACUGGUAGAAGGGGAGAAAAAGAAGGCAAUAGAGAUGAGGGAGAGAGCAAUGGAGAGGUUCAGUCAAACCGAAAAGUGACAAGAAGAAACAAAAGGAUGAAGGGAAAAAGGAGAAAAAAAGAAGAAGAUCAGGAGAGGCAAUAGAGUAGUUGAGAGAAAAAGGAGAGAAUAUGCGAGAGAUGAAGGAGCAAGAACUUCAAGAAAGAAGGGAAGAACGAGAAGCCCAAAGAACUCAAACUGAACAGUCUAUGUCUCAAAUGCAAGCUCAAAAUGAGCAAAUGAAAUUAUUUCAACAACUGCUGCAACAAAUGCAGCAACAGCAACAACAGCACAGCCAACAACAACAACAAUUUGCCAU
This is a messenger RNA of Pocillopora meandrina, 2151 nucleotides long. NCBI's taxonomy places the organism in Eukaryota, Metazoa, Cnidaria, Anthozoa, Scleractinia, Pocilloporidae. The record is from the annotation of a GenBank genome assembly.